Molecule: messenger RNA, 435 nt
Organism: Eimeria necatrix
Lineage: Eukaryota; Apicomplexa; Conoidasida; Eucoccidiorida; Eimeriidae
Exons: 2
Coding region: 1-435 (144 amino acids)
Source: RefSeq, a predicted model, not a curated record
AUGUCUUUCCCGUUGAGGCUCACGACAACUGCAGCAGCAGCAGCAGCAGCAGCAGCAGCAGCAGCAGCAGCAGCAGCGGGAAGUGCAGGGCAGCAGACAGGCAUGCAGAGCUGCUGCCGGCGCAGCGGAGAGGGAAAGAAAGCCAGAGAAGCAGCAGCAGCAGAAAAGCAGCAGCAGCAAAGCAGCAGCAGCAAAGCAGCAGCAGCAAAGCAGCAGCAGUAUAUUAGCAGCAGCAUAGCAGCAGCAGCACAGCAGCACCAAGUAAAACUGCAGCUGCAGCAGCAGCAGCAGCACGGCAGCAGCAAGCAAGCUGCACUAGCAGCAAAAGAGAAACAGCAGCAGCAAAACAGCAGCAGAAUAACAGAAGCGAGCAAGCAGCAGCAGCGGCAGCAGCAGCAGCAGCGGCAGCAGCAGCAGCAGCGUGACGAACUGUAG